This is a messenger RNA of Pistacia vera, 1387 nucleotides long. RefSeq lists its product as uncharacterized. The record is from RefSeq and is a predicted model, not a curated record. The transcript is spliced from 2 exons. The coding region runs from base 218 to 1255 and encodes 345 amino acids. Lineage: Eukaryota; Viridiplantae; Streptophyta; Magnoliopsida; Sapindales; Anacardiaceae.
GAAGUUUCCUGGCUUCUCGAAAUGCUAGGAUUUAUGGCUACCGAUUCAUUCCAUUCCAUUAUCUUCUGAUUCCAUUUGUUUUCUGCUAUCUGAUUAAUAUAAAUAUAGCUGAGGUUAUACAGAUUGUGUUUCUUGCAUUAUUAUUGUUGCGGAUUGGUUAUGGAUUGGGUUUGAUUGCAGGUGAACAUAUCAAUUGGUAUCAGAGCCAGAGUGGGGAAUGGUAAAAUCCAAAAUGGAGAAUAGGAUGGAUAACGUGGAGAAGGAGAUGAAUACAAUAAAGGAAGACAUAAGUACCUUGAAGAUUGACAUGGGUAGUGUUAAGGAAUAUUUGACAGAAAUGAGGGAAUUAAUGCGCAUGAGAGAAGAAAGAGAUGGAAGAAGAGACCGAGAAAGAGAGAAAUCCUCUUCAUCAGUAGAGAACCAGAACAGCGGUGGAGAAAAGGAACCAGAUCGAGGAGACAGUGAGGAAGUUGGGAAAGAGGAGAAAAAGAACACAUGCAAGCUGGAGUUGCCAAUCUUUAAUGGCGAAGAUCCAUAUGGAUGGUUCUUCAGAGCAGAUCGUUACUUCACCAUCAAUCGUUAUCAGGAGACAAAGGUGGUAGAAGCAGCAGCAGUUUGCAUGGAGGGGAGAGCUCUGAGCUGGUAUCAAUGGGUUGAAUCCAGAGCACCAUUUCAGUCGUGGGAUGCAUUCAAAACAACACUGAUUGAUCGAUUUCAGCCAUCAUUUACGGGAUCUGCCUAUGAGGCCUUAGUAGCAUUGAAGCAAGAUGGGACAGUCACGGAGUACCGAGAACAGUUUGAAGCCAACGAUGCACCAUUGAAGGAUCUGGGUGAAGAUCUGUUAAAGGGGAUUUUUGCAAAUGGGUUGAAGGAGGAAAUUAAAGUUGAAAUACAAUUAACUCAGCCAACUUCAUUAUUUGGGCUGAUGGACCAGCCCCACAGGGUUGAAGAAAGGAAUUGGGUGUUAGAAAAGUAUAGGCCCAAAUCAUUUAAAAAUCAAAUGGGUAGAGGGGAGCCUUAUUCACGGGUCAGCCCAAACCUGGAUGCCUCAUGUUCUAACUGGUGGAACACCAGCGCAAAGCCCCCAGAUCCCCUUUCGUUUUCGUCAAACUCCAACAAGGGGCCUGAGCGAAGGGAGAAGUCGACUGAGUCUGUGGGGUCCAGCAACCGGAACUUCCGACUACUCUCCGAGGCCGAAAUACAGUUCAAAAGAGAGCGGGGCUGUGCUAUCGCUGUGACGAAAAAUUUGGGCUAAACCACAGGUGUAAGAACAAAUCUCUGCAAGUGCUACUCCUCUUGGAUGACGAAGAUGCAAACCCACCAAAAAUUGAGACAGAAACUGACGAUGAACCUAACUGUAAAGGUGAACGUAUCAAGCUCCAAAGGU